This is a messenger RNA of Archocentrus centrarchus (flier cichlid), 1715 nucleotides long. RefSeq lists its product as uncharacterized. The record is from RefSeq and is a predicted model, not a curated record. Bases 142 to 822 code for a protein of 226 amino acids. The transcript is spliced from 3 exons. NCBI's taxonomy places the organism in Eukaryota, Metazoa, Chordata, Actinopteri, Cichliformes, Cichlidae.
AAGGGAGCAGUGAGUAUUUGUGCGCUCCACUUGGAAAUUGUAGUCCUGGAGCUUUUGAGUUGAUUUGCUUGACUGAAAGAGUGGAAGUGGCAGAAUCUAGCUUUCUUCUUCUUGCUGAAAAAUUACUGGAUGUAGGUUACCAUGUGGCAAUGGUGGCUGAACUUCAUCUUGGCCUUGGUAUCCAUAGUUACCCCAACACUGUGCCAAAGUGGAGAUGGCGAUUGGGGUUCAGGCUUUGAUAUCUACUCUGUGAUAAUGGCCACCAAUGACACAAUGCAGGCAGCUGGCGAUGAGCCCGCGAGGGUCAAAAACAGCCACGACUGGACCACCUCAGCAGCGUUCUCACCCUCACCUAUACCGGUGCUUCACCACGAGCCUCAUCCGGACAAGUGCUCAGUCUACUUCAGCACUAACCCCGCUUUAGCUCGAAGGCUGAAGGCCCAGAGAGAGGAACUGGCCUAUCUACAGGCCAUACAGCACGGGAACAAGGCGGUGAUGGAGAACUUGGUGCAGUUUGUGGGGGACGAGCUGGGAGAUCAGCGCUAUGAAGAUGUGAUCAAGGAAAACGUCAUUGGCAUUCAAGAGGACCAAAAGAGCUGCCAUGAGGUGGUAGAAAAAGCAGAAGAGGAUCUAAAAAAGCAGCUGGAGGGAGACGUGCUGGACUCCCUCUCUGGGAUGCAGAAAAUCAGAGAGGAGUCCUUGGCCUUUGAAGACAUGCUUCGUGCUGCAGCGGACAUCGCCAGCAGGCUGGAGAGCUCAGCACAGGCCCUUCAUGGUUCAUUCACCAAGCAAAUGAAAGACAUUGUAAAAAUCCAUCGCUGAGAAAGGGCUGAAAAGUGUUUGAAAAGUGUUUACACGUCAUCCUUGAACUCGUGAAUGGUGUUUGGCAUCCCAUGAGGUCCCAAAUGAGGGAAAUGAACCCCCCUUGCCUUUUAAUAAUCGCAUUUUUAUGUACAUGUGCUGUGCAGCGCCGGGAUACAACACUAUGCAACAGUUAGACUUCACAUCAACUGAAGCAGUCAGCAAAGAUGGAUUGUUUACACCUCCCUUUUACAGAAUAGCCCUAGGACAGAUGAAAUAUUAUUUUCCAUCCACACAUUAUUCAUGGAAUUUUUAGGAGGUCAAACAUGGCAACAGCAUGUGGUGCAGCUUUGAGCUAAGCUGAGUGUUUAUGGAUCAAACUAGAUGGGCCUUCGGAGAACAAAACAUAAUGACUCUGUUAGUCUUCUCCAGAGGAAGCUAUGGGUUGGCCAUCUGGUUCUAGGGUAAGGAUGGAGUCCAGGAUAUAUAUGUGGUAAUGGAGAUUUUGUUUCUGCAACAAUAAAAGAUGGAGAGGACUGGAACAGCUACAAAAGGAUUGGCUUUCUGAAGGAAAAUAUUUUACUAUGUAAUAUUUAUAUGGUUACUAAAUAUCACUUCAUAAAUUUAAAUAGUUCCUGUGAUUUGGAACAAAAAACAGGAUAAACUGUGUAUCUCUGCAAAAAAUGCUUGCACAAUUUUUCACCUUAAGUAACCUGCUUAAACAGGCUCUCUCUUUAAACCUGGCAGGACUCAUAGGAGGGGGAUGCAUUGAUAUUUGUUCAAAUAAAAUAUGUACUACUAUUAUUAUUAUAAUGAGUUUAGAAAAGUGAAAAUAAAUAAAGUACCCUGUUGUGUGAUGUUUUACAUUCUUUUAAACUCAUUAACGUGUUUUCACAGCUUCUGUGCUCAUCAGU